CGCAAAGCGGUGGCGUUCUGUGGAUUGGCUAGUACUAAAAUAUCCAUUGGGUGGCAGUAACACUAUCCUCUUUAUGACUUGCAGCAAACCGGAGAAUGCAUUCAAUCAAAUGAACCGAUCUUGUAGAAACACUGGAAUCAUUUAUGCAUUGCAGUUUCUCUUUCUUGUUUUCGCUCCUUCUUUCCUGGGAUAUUUUGAGUGGAUUGUGGCUAUUAAUCAAGAUUUCGUGCUAUUCGUGGUUUGCUUGUCGUUUUCGGUCAGGAUUAGCAUCAUUCAAGGCAAACGCAAAGCUGCUUUUUUUCCCCCACUCUUUUCUGAAAAAUCAUUUUUGGGGGCUGCUGAAGAGAGCUAGGACCCAGGAGACACCUUCCCAAACAGCAGGGGUUGUGUGCUUUCACACAGCAGUACUGUACAAGGAAAACCCCGUCGGAUCUGUUAUUGCGGGAUACUUGUGAAAUAUACAUAGGAUUCUUUCUUAUGGCUGCAUCCCGGAUCUGGAAAUUUUACUUGGAGACCAAGAGGAUCUGAAGGGCUACAUGCAUACAGAAGAUUUGCAAGCAAGACUCCGAUUCUUGUCAUAGAGCUCUCAGACUUCCUCACUUACCGGCCUUUUUUCCCGUUCUCCUUUUUUUUUUUUUUUUUUUUUUUAAUUAAAUUUCUUCCCUCUUUUCCUGGUCUCUCCUUUCUCAGUGUCUCCUUUUCUAUCUGCCUCUUCUUUUUUCUCCUAGUCGUCUUUUCCCCCCUGCUCUGCACCUGGAUUGUAUCUUCACCAAACAAUCGGGCACUUUGAGAACUAACUGGAGGCAGUCUUGUAGGGAAGAGCUGUAUGGAAUUAUCUGCUUUUAUGGUGAACUUGGCAUUUGUGAAUGGGUAUCUUGUUCACAAUAUUAAUUGCUAGCAAAAGCAAGAAAAAGAACACAGGAGUAAAACGUGGAUUUUUCUGAAUACGCAUUGUGAUGACCAGCAAUUACCUUACCGACUGAUAUCCAGAGGAGAAUAAUUUGGAAGACUGUUGUGGGGAACAGCCUUUAAAAGCUGGAAGAUGAAAGCUCUGAUUCCACACUUGAUUCUCUUAUAUGCUACUUUUACUCAGAGUUUGAAGGUGGUGACCAAAAGAGGCUCUGCCGAUGGAUGCACUGAUUGGUCUGUCGAUAUCAAGAAAUAUCAAGUUUUGGUUGGAGAGCCUGUUCGAAUCAAAUGUGCCCUCUUUUACGGUUAUAUCAGAGCAAAUUACUCCCUGGCCCAAAGUGCUGGACUCAGUUUGAUGUGGUACAAAAGCUCUGGCCCUGGAGACUUUGAAGAGCCAAUAGCCUUUGAUGGAAGUAGAAUGAGCAAGGAAGAAGACUCCAUUUGGUUCCGGCCAACACUACUGCAGGACAGUGGUCUUUACGCCUGUGUCAUCAGAAACUCCACUUACUGUAUGAAGGUAUCCAUCUCACUGACAGUGGGCGAAAAUGACACUGGACUCUGCUACAAUUCCAAGAUGAAAUACUUUGAUAAAGCUGAACUUAGCAAAAGCAAGGAAAUUUCAUGCCGUGACAUAGAAGAUUUUUUACUACCAACCAGAGAACCUGAAAUCCUAUGGUAUAAGGAAUGCAGGACAAAAACAUGGAGGCCAAGUAUUGUGUUCAAAAGAGAUACACUGCUUAUAAGAGAAGUCAGGGAAGAUGACAUUGGAAAUUACACCUGUGAAUUAAAAUAUGGAGGCUUUGUUGUGAGAAGAACUACUGAAUUAACUGUUACAGCCCCUCUGACUGAUAAGCCACCCAAGCUUUUGUAUCCUGUGGAAGGUAAACUGACAAUUCAGGAGACUCAGCUGGGCGACUCAGCUAAUCUAACCUGCAGAGCUUUCUUUGGGUACAGUGGAGAUGUCAGUCCUUUAAUUUACUGGAUGAAAGGAGAGAAGUUUAUUGAAGAUCUGGAUGAAAAUCGAGUUUGGGAAAGUGACAUUAGAAUUCUCAAGGAGCAUCUCGGGGAACAGGAAGUUUCCAUCUCAUUAAUCGUGGACUCUGUAGAAGAAGGUGACUUGGGAAAUUACUCCUGUUACGUUGAAAAUGGAAACGGACGUCGGCAUGCCAGUGUUCUCCUUCACAAACGGGAGUUGAUGUACACAGUUGAACUUGCUGGAGGGCUUGGUGCUAUCCUUUUGCUGCUUGUUUGUCUGGUGACCAUCUACAAGUGUUACAAGAUAGAAAUCAUGCUCUUCUACAGGAAUCAUUUUGGGGCCGAGGAGCUGGAUGGAGACAAUAAAGAUUAUGAUGCCUAUUUAUCAUACACCAAAGUGGAUCCUGACCAGUGGAAUCAAGAGACUGGAGAAGAAGAACGCUUUGCUCUUGAAAUCCUACCUGACAUGCUUGAAAAGCAUUACGGAUAUAAGUUGUUUAUACCAGACAGAGAUUUAAUCCCAACUGGAACCUACAUUGAAGACGUGGCGAGGUGUGUAGAUCAAAGCAAGAGGCUGAUUAUUGUCAUGACCCCAAACUACGUAGUCAGAAGGGGCUGGAGCAUCUUUGAGCUGGAGACCAGACUUCGAAACAUGCUGGUAACUGGAGAAAUCAAAGUGAUACUCAUCGAAUGCAGUGAACUACGAGGGAUUAUGAACUACCAGGAGGUGGAAGCCCUCAAGCACACCAUCAAGCUCCUGACGGUUAUUAAAUGGCACGGACCAAAAUGCAACAAGUUGAACUCUAAGUUCUGGAAACGUUUACAAUACGAAAUGCCUUUUAAGAGGAUAGAACCCAUUACACACGAGCAGGCUUUAGAUGUUAGCGAGCAGGGGCCUUUUGGGGAGCUGCAGACUGUCUCGGCCAUUUCCAUGGCCGCGGCCACCUCCACAGCUCUAGCCACUGCCCAUCCAGAUCUCCGUUCCACCUUUCACAACACGUACCAUUCACAAAUGCGUCAGAAACACUACUACCGAAGCUACGAGUAUGACGUACCUCCUACCGGCACCCUGCCUCUUACCUCCAUAGGAAAUCAGCAUACCUAUUGUAACAUCCCUAUGACACUCAUCAACGGGCAGCGGCCACAGACAAAAUCGAGCAGGGAGCAGAAUCCAGAUGAGGCCCACACAAACAGUGCCAUCCUGCCGCUGUUGCCAAGGGAGACCAGUAUAUCCAGUGUGAUUUGGUGACAGAAAAGCAAGGGACACCCCGUCCCUGGGAGCUUGAGUGGAGUCUGCAGUCCAGUGCCUGGAACUAAAUCCUCGACUGCUGCUGUUAAAAACACGCAUUACAAUCUCUAGAACACGAGGAAAAACAGGGUCUUGUACAUAUGUUUUUGGCAAUUUCUUUGUAGCAUCAGUGUCUUCCUGUUUUACCAUGUCUCUUAUCAUUACAUUUUUUGACUUUGUUUUAUAUGUCAUUGGAAUUUGUAAAUUUACAUUUUUUUAAAGAAGAGACUUAUGUAUAGAUAGAAAACCCUUUUUUGCUUCAUUAGUUUAGUUUUAGAAUGGGUUUUAUUUUCUUUCCUUUUCUUUUGCUUUUAACAUUUCCUUGGGGUGCUUGGACAAAUCUAUCCGAUGGGACAAGGAGCACCGGAUCCUCUCUUGGGUUCUGCCUGGGAUCAGCAGGGCCGUGUGGGCCUCCGGAGAGCCGUGCAACGAAUGCGGGCCUUGCCAUUUGGGGAAAAAAAAAAAAAAAAAGAUAAGAAGAACACUCGUUCACAGGAGGGCCCCGCCGAUCAGAGCCCUGAAUCUCUUCCUUGUCCCACCUCAUUCCCCACCUCUACCCUUCUAAUGGCGGCAUGAUGUGUAAACUCUGAGGAGGGGUGGGGGUGGGUCUAACUGUCUUAACGUUUAAUUCACUGCUCGUCAGAAUACACUCCAGACCCAGAAGUGUGCUAGUCACUUGACAGUGACCACCACAGAGCGCUCAGAAGAGAAGAUCAAGGGCAUGAAAAUGGGGGAGAGAGUGUUGUUUCUGUUUUUAAAUGAGUUGAUGUACCCUUAUAUAAAUAUAUAUAUAUAUAUAAAACACACACACAACAAAAGAAACAAAAAACAAAAAAACACACAAAAAAACAAAAAAAAAAAACAAAAAAAAAAAUCAAGCCCUAUAUUUGAUCACUUCCUGGAAAGGCAUGAAUGUGUUUGUGGCUGUUUUUGUUUAAUAUUCUACUUCCUCUUUUCCCUCUAUAAUUUUUCUGCAAAUGAGAUUAUGUGCAAAUGCCAGGCAAGUUAACUCAAAAGGGUGAAUCAACACCAGUCGAAAUGAAAUUUACAUUGAAGGCUUCCAAACCAAAGGGAAGGACAGGAUGUGUCAUCAAAUAUGUUUUGUCACCUUGUAUGAUACAAAAUGUUAUUUUCUAAAGAGUCAGAACAGAUCUGUGAAACUUAUUAUGGGGUCCCCUUGUAUUUAAAUGUUAAUUCACUGUAUUUAAUUUUUAAUGCUACAUUCAGAAUCAAGUGUUCGGUUUCAGUUUGUGAACAUAAGCAACGCUUAUUACUAUCGAAGUGUUUAUAGAAGAACUCAGGAGGUCAAGCAUAUGAGUACCAACAGAAAUCGAUAUUUUCAAAAUAAACAUUAUUUACGCAAAAUAGUUUUUAAAUUAGAUGAGAAAGUGUUUAAAAUAAUUUUACUGUAUAAAUAAUUAGUUUUAUUUUAACUGUGUAAUUCUAUCUUUCAGAAACAGAAAGCUGAUGCUCCCAAGAAAUUCAUCCCUUACCGUUUAGCUUUAUGUUUGAAACCAAUGGCAUAAGCAGCUAAUACAAUAUUCAUGGUGAAGAUAAUGCAAAAUCAAUCAUCAAGGAACUUGCAGAGGGUGGAAUUGUUAAAGGGAAAUAUUACCUACGUAGCUUUUAGUUAACAACAACAACAAAAAAAAAUCGAUGUGCCGAAAACACGAAUAUAGAACUACGUUACUUUAGUGACUCCUUGUAGAAACCUCCAUUCCAGUCAUCGUCUGUGGGCUCGUGUAGUGACUAUCGUAUGUUCGGUUUAUUCCUACCACCAUAUAACGAGAAAACAAUUCUACAGUGUGGGUCGCAAUACUAAAGGUGUGAGUUGGCCACAAAAAAAAAAAAAAAAAAAGGAAAAGGAAAAGAAAAAGUGUAAACUUCGAAAGAGUUCAUUUGGGAGGGUAAGAUCGAAUUGCAAAUGUAUGAGAUGAGCCUAAGAAUUCUGCAACAAGGCAAAGGUCUCAGUAUUCGUGUGACAAGGUAAAGGAGCCUUGGGAUGUGCAGUGCUUUUUAUUUGCUUUAAAAUGUUUAUUUCCCUGACAAGUCACCCAGGGUCCUUCUCUCCAAUCUGUUCUUCAUUCCCAUGCUCCCCUUGGACCUGUGUCACUUUUUCACAAAGCAGAACGGAAGCUGCAAGGACACAUAUACUUUGUCAGCUUUGCACAUUGGGUUAUUUUCAGAAUCCAAGAAGGCCAUUGUUUCCUUUGUACUAUGGACACCUGUCAGGGACUGGUGCCAGUGAACCUCACUGGCCUGGAUUCCACACUCCCCCAGUGCUCAGAAAACUGCAAACAUGGCAAUGGCCUGGUUGAUUUCUUUGUUUUUUAAUUUUUCUUAAGUGCACGAUGGAAGUGUAUAGAGGAAGUAAUCAGACCACAGUCAUAUUUUAGGCAUCCAUAGGUGUUAAUUUAGCUGCAUCGGGAGUACAUUUUUUGUUCUAUUUUUAGUGUAGAUUUAAGCACUUUGAAUAGCAUGAUUCAGGGAUUGAUGGGUAAUAUUUGAUAUUCUCACAACUUAAGAAACUUUUUUUUUCCUCUAAUGCUUUGUCAUAUUUUUUAAAAAGAAAACAAAUGGAGAAGAAGCUAUCUAUGGCUUUAGUAACAUUCCUCCCAAGUAUUCCUCUAUCAGCUCCGUGUGAGAACAACUGAAGGAUGCUGUCAUGUGUUCACGUGCUCUAUGUUUAAUAAAAGUUAUGUUAGAACUCACAAUAAAAAGAGAACAAAUGUAUUUUCCCUAGUGCUUAGGUUUCAUCCUUCUCUUUUUUCGGUGGGGACCGUGGGGAAUGAGAACAUCCUAGUUGUAAAAAUACAGUUGAAGGUGUGAAUAUGUUAGCCAGGCUGAGGGAGAGAAUGGGCUUCUGGACUUGGACACAUGUGAUGUUUGCUAUUGCCUGUUUUUCAUCAUUCAGUGCUCGGGCUCCGAGUGACACGUUAUGGAUUCAAAGUCCAUCUGGUUCUUUAACGUAAACUCUACUUGCUGCCUAUGAGCGUCCUACCCUGUAUACUGGUGCUCAAAUCUUCGAGUAUUUAAUUUGUAAUUCAUUCCUUAGAUUUCCUAUGAGCAGAGCAGAAAUUUGUAUCUCAUGCAGCCAGCUGAUUUAAGUUUAGAUCAAUUCUGUGAAAUAAGUCUAAGACAUGAUGAGUUAAGAGUCCUGAAGCUACUAUAUCUCUGUAGCUGAACACCUGAUUGUUCCAAGAGUCAACCAUUUUUGGUUUAUUACUUUCUUCAUAAUCUAUAUAUUUGAACCCUAUCGAUCUAAUCUUACAUAUCGGACACGCUUCUUCCUUAUUUCAUUAUUAUUUAGCAGUUUAUAACGAGAGCAAAUAUUAACUCAGAGCCAAUCCCUAAACUCUAAGUGAGUUUUGUUUAUCCUAGAAUAGUCAUUAACUUUGACAGAUACCAUUUAUGUACAUUAAGAUCACCAUCUCUAGGAAAACAUGAAUUCAUAUGUUUGUAAAUUAUGCUCUGAUUCUGGAAUGAUACCAUAGUUCUCCUUUUUCCAAGAAGUAUUUUUUUUGUAUCUUGUGCUUCAUUUCUUCUUUUUUUUCUAUUUACUUGAAGUUUGUCCUUAGUCUCAGAAGAAAGCUUAGUGAGAUCCAAAGGAGACCAUCGGUGUUGCACAGGUGAAAUGACUGAAUGGAAUAAGAGAAUACGCAGGCACGGAAGAGGAAAACCCCUUACUGUCUCUGAUCUGAAUGUGCUCGGCCAUCAUUCCCAUCCUUGUCGUAGUUGGUUCAGAAAGGUGAAAUAUUAUUAAAUGGGUUAGAAAUCCCACCUACGGGCACGUAUUCCCUAUCACUGAACAACACUUUUAACAGUAUAUCCAGCAUUACAAAGAGGUGAUGAAGCGACUGACUUCCCUAACAGGAGGAGCAUGUCCAUGGAAGCAGAGCUGUCUCUCGCUUUAUCCUGAGCACUUCCCACUUUAUUAUUCUGAGCAAAGAAAGUCGUUGAUAGCCAAAUUUUGAUUAUCCUUGUCAACACACCUUAAACUUAGGUUCACGGACACUGAGUCCAUAAAAAGGAUUAAAGGAAAUAAUGAAGGCCUUGAAAUUCCAGACAAAAUGGUGACUGUGUGCCAAACUGGGUUUUCCUGGAUGUGUGUCUCAAAGACAUCCGGCUUCUGAAAAGCUAUUGAUGUUUGGAUUUAGGGCAUAGUCUCAGAAAUUGUCAUUGGCAUAAAGCAGCUACCUUGCCAGCUUUGCUAUGCCUACUCUUCCUCACCUUCAUUCAUGAGAGUUCAGGGAAUGAUUCCCAGUCUCUUAACAAACGGAGGCAGUUCCUCUCCCAACAUGACCAGACUUUGUGGGAGACUUGGUCUAUCGGUGAGAAAAAAGUGGGUAGGACGGCAAGUAAUUUGUGCCCGGAGAAAUGAGAAUUGACUCGAUUACUCUGAUCGUUUACUCAUUUCCUAAGUUACUCAAAAGAUAGUUUUGGAGGAAUGUGAAACGUGACUUGGCAUGAUGCCUUAUUUCAUGAAACUCCUUUAUGAUUUGAGUUGACUCAUGUUUCCCACAACAAAACAAAGAAGAAAUAGUCCGGUACAGGAGUAAAAGAAACAAUCAUUUGACGUGUUUUUCCAAAGAGACUUCAUUUCCUUGUGCCAGGAUUUAGAAUUGGUUAUACACUUGAUUUUCAGCAAUUGUGCUUUUGCCAGUUUCAGGAUUUAAGAUAUGACUUUGGAGCAAUAUGAUGAAUGUUAAGAAAUCAACUGAAGUGAGGUGGUGAUUUAGUUUCGCUUUUUACUCAGGACUGGCAGUGAGGUGAAAGUUUGUGCUAUUUUAAUAAUGACGAUACUGUCACAAGGAGCUGUACGACCUGAGUUUGAGUAAAGAGAAGGAGGAGGAGGAUGACGAUGAUGAUGAGUUAAUCUCAGUCCUAAUCUUGUGUGUCUUUUCAUCAUCAGACUUCAGUCAUGCAUUAGAAAAUGCCUCAAGAAGGGACUCAGUUCUCAUCUUCCAUCGACUAUCAUUUCUUUCUUCCAGUCUCACAAUAGAAAACAUCUCUCUAUUACAGACAAGUAAGAUAUAUAAAAAGAACAUUCUCCUCCUGCCCUUUAGUAAAUGUCCCUCUGAGUAGUCUCUGAGUCCACUGACAAACUCCUCUUUCUGAACUGUUCAUUGUAUUUAGUAAAGUAAGGCAUUGUUGUUUUCCUACCAUUCACUGCAUUCAUUGAUGCAUCCCCCCGGGGCCACAAGCCUGAAAAGUAUUCUCUUUCUUAACAAAGGCAAUCACUCUAAAUCAUUACACUGUGUUCCCUCCACUACUAAAUGAAUAGAAACCGAAGAACUGCACAUGAACUUGAGACUAUUAUGUGUAAUAUUGAUGUUGUGUAAAUUUCAAUCUUCAUAGUCCAGAUAACCUUAAGUUUCAAAGGGCAUGCUGGUCAUUAAAAAAAAAAAAAAAAGAUUUAAUGUAAAAUGACAUAUUACAUAGUGCAUGAACAUGUGGCAAAGUAAUUUGGAUCUAUCCUUACUAGUCAAUGAGAGACUAAAUUUGGGGAGAUCAGCUGUGAGUGUUUUAGGUUAAUUCUCACCUGGGAUGAAGACAUCUUUAUGUUAGGAUACAUGGACCGUUGUCCAAAUUCCUUGCAGCAUAUGCUCCUGGUAACUAGAAUUUUUAGUGUGUUCUUUCCGCCAAAGUAGUGGAGAUAUGUUCAUAUAACCUGCUAUUGAAUUGUAAAAACUUUUACAUUUUCAGAGUUUGAGGGAACCCAAGUAGGAAAGUGAAUUUAGUCAUUUUCCUCUGCUGGUGUUCAAGUCAAAUUUUAAACUCAGACACUCUCAGAUAUGUUCAACAGUCAGUAAAAAGUGCAUUUUACAUAGUGUUUCCCUUUAGUUUUGCCUACCCUCUUUGAUUUUGUACAAUCUAGAAUGUAUGUAACUCACGCGUAGGUGAUGGAGGCGCUCUUUUUUUUUUUCUUAGAAUACUUACAACUAUAUAUUUGGUUUUGCUUUGACUAGCAAUAGGAAAAUAGACAAAUACACGUGUAAAAAUGAGAAAUUUUAAACUUGAAUUAUAAUUUGUGUUUUAUAGUCGUUUCAUAAGUCUGUUGCUCUCUAUGAGUAUGCUCUCUAUAUAUCCUGUAAAAAUAAAUUUAUAUGUUACAUAGAAAUUCAAGAAAUUAAAUUAUUUAUUAAGCUACAAAUGUUUCUUCUGGUUUCUACCUGAUUAUAGCUGAAAAUAAAUUAAAUAAUGUGUUGUUGGAACAUAUGUAAGUACCUUCGUUAAUUUGAUAACUCUUGUUAAACUUUUCUUUCCCUCUCUGUUUAUGUCUCUAUAAGCUUAUAAUUCUUAGACUUAAUUCCUAUGAUUGUGAAGAAAGGACUUAAGACAUGGCCAAGUGGCUGAACAAAAAGAAAACCUUGUUAAAAAAUCAAGUUCACGUACAAUCCCUCUUCUGUUCUUCACUCCGGGAUUAUGGAGAGGUUUGAAUCACAAACUUGAUCACUUAAAAGUCAUUAGCACAUUAAUGAUUGUUUCAAGGUUAAAUUCUACAUUUUUCCCUCAUCUAUUUCAUAACGUCCUUGGAGAAACAGAAAUGCUGUUUCUCCUCCUUACUUCUUGCUCCCCAGGUAUUUUAUUCCUUGCUUUUUAAGGUACUACUCACAUAACAACCUUAAAAUAAAGUCCCCUCAGGUAAUAUUUUAAAGUGACCAAGAUCUUUAAUCACCUUAUUUUUCUACUCUGUCUGCACCUGCUUCUAGUGCACAGUCAUUCCUAAAGAGAAAUGUUUUUUGGCCUUACGUUUCAUUUUAUGUUAAAGAUAAGUAAACUUAUUAUUUAUUUCUUUGGGGGGAGGGGGAUGGUGGUGAAUCUUUACAUCACAAGCGUAAUAAGUGAACAACCAUAAACCUCUUAGAAUCAAUGGGCUGUUUAGGCAGAAUUCCUAUCUUAGGACAGCAUUUUAAGAAACACUUAUCAAAGAUGACUCCAAAAUAAAUCAUUAUGAAAAUGGAAAGGAAUAUUUGUCAAACCCCGUAAGGUUAUUUCAGGUUGGAUUUCAGAGUAAUUAAUAUAUUUAAAAUUUCAUAAAGUCAUUUCUACCUCAGUAGGGUUUUUCAAAUGUGAAAAAAAAAUAACUUCUACUGAAAAAGUAAAGUGUUAUAUGGAUUAUGACUCAGUGUAUAAUUCCCCUAUUGUAUUUCAAAUUGUGAACACUAGGACCUGACCCAUUAUUAAAAAUAUCGGGAGAGAAAACCCUGUAGUUGAAGAAUAUCUGGGACUAUUUGUGCACCUUACAUAUACACAUUUAAAUUCUCAGGAAGUUUCAAUUACACUCAUACUAUUGACAGGUGGUUAAAAGACUGACACCCAUGGACCAUCUUAUUUCUAGAAGAUUUCUAAUUGAUAUCAAAUCUAUGUUUAUGGGAAAAACAGAAACAGAGACUGGAGUAAAUAUUCAGAGAAUUAAAAUGGUCAUCACCCGAUCACUUACGUGGGAUUUUUAGCAUUUAUCUAUGGCCUGUAAGAGUAAUUCAGACAAAUUCCUUGAUCAAUCACUGUUUCGUGCCCAGUGAUACUGAUGUGUGUGGGGAGGGCAGGGUGAAAUCCUGGAGAAUAGAGAACAUCUAAAUCUGACCAGUAUUUUAGUCAAUGUCUGCUUAAAUUAGGAAUUUUUAUCUCAGUGAACUGUCAAUUGGUUUUAAAUGGUACACAGAGGGAGGUUAUUAUUGAAAUAGUUAUGUAUUUGAUUGAAUAUAUGCUAGGAUUAAAAAAACUACAUAAUACAUCAAAGUUGACUUUAGGGGUACUGUUCUAGUUUUGUUUAUAUGGCAGAAUGAUAUAUAAUUGCAUGAUUCAAAUAAAAAAAAAAACAGGUAACCGUCUAGGAAAGAUGAUAAAUGGCAAAAGUCAUCAAGAUGCUUCAUGAAUGACUGGAUUCAGGAAAAACUGCUAAGAUAGUCAAAUUUGAACUUCUGGAGAAAAAAAAACUAAUAAAAGGUGAAAGCUUCCCCCAAACAGUAGAAGAAAAUGCCAAAAACCUAUAAAAAUGACUGGUUUAAAUUAAGCAAGGAGCUAUCUUAGUACUCUAAUUGUCCUUGGCAAUGAAGAGCUGUUGACACAAUUAUGAACUUGAAAACUGACAUCUGAAAGAAAAUCCUUUUUUAAAGGGCCUCAGCACACUUUUCCGAAGUAAAAGGUGAAAUGGAUUGCUAAACAUUAUAAGGUAUGAAUAGAGAUUACGAUUUUGGUACACUGGAUACUGCGACAUAAAGGCUCGGUGAAGGGUGAAAUCGUUUGUCCAGAGGGUCCUUCCAAAGGGCCUGUUGUCAUACUUCUCAGACCUGGGUGCAAUUACAAUCACCUGGGAAGAUUUAAAGAGUCCCAGAGAUUCAAAUUAAACCAGUCUGGGUUUUGUCCCCAUUGUUAGUUGCUAGGGUUUUUUUGGUUUUCUUAUCUUUUGUCUUGCUUUUUAAUGAAGUCUCUAGGUAAUUCUAUAAAAACAGCAGAGUUGAAAACUAUAGGAGCCGAACGGGUGGGUCACAAAUUUUAGGCUUUGGAAGAAUUGCCUGGAAGCCUUGUUAAAAAUGGAAAUUCCACUUUAACUCUGAUAGUACUGGAGUGAGGCCCGGAAUCUAUUUAUUUAACAAGCUUCCCAGGUGAUUGUAAUGUGAAGGCCUACAGACAGCUCUUUGAGAAACAAAGGUGUAGGAUUUGUUGUUUCUGUCAUUACAGUUGCUGUCACUCUUUGGAAUACAAGAUUAAAGUUUGCGGUGGAUAAAUGUUACCAUAAACUGGGUCUUCCUUUUUUAACAAUCUCUCCCAAUUUGUCCACCAGCACUCACAAUGAAGAUGUCCUGAGAAAAAAAAAAAAAUGAACUACAUAUAGACAAUUAUACUUCAUCUGAGAAUAUCUCAAAAAGAAGGGGGGAAAAAAGAACUAGUAAAAAAAUGGAGUCCAACUUUUUCAUGAAAUCCAUGACUUCAAAAAAUGCCCCAGCAUAGAAGAAAAAUAAAUGAAUUGAUAGUUAAGCGUUAACUAAGAACACAUUCUUCUUAGAGAACAUAUGUCUGUUGUCGCUUGUGUUUCUGUUAAGGAAGAAAAAAAGCAAAAUUAGGGCUACCAAAGAUAUUGAUUGUGAAAAUAAAGGCAUCGACAUCAAAUUUGUUAAAUUAGUUGGACUUAAUGAACAAUUAGUUUCCCUCAUGUUAACAAUGAGUUCACAGAAAGAUGAAUUCUAAUGAAGACUUUUCCGACCAUCCUUUAGCGUAAGAAUCACUCGCAGCAUUUGUUACAAGCAUAGGUUACUGGCUCACCCUCCAAAACAAUUGAACGCUGGGAAAUUUUUACAAUCAUGUUAUUUGGUGACCCCUAUUCUGGUGAAUGAUGUAAAGUCUAAGACUAUAUCCAUGCAGUGCCCAUAAAUUUAGUUAGGUCUUUGUGAGAUGGUAAGUUAAAUGCCCCAUCUUGCAUUAUUUCAGCAACAUGACAACUGACACAACGAUAAACUUCAGUUGGUCCUUAAUUUCACACCUUAAUCACUUAUACUGGCAAUAUUUUUUCAGCCACGUAUAUUUAUCUCACUGGACUAAUACUGACCGUUAUGUCCUUUGUUACACCAGGAAUGAUGACCAGUGAUGAAGUUUGUCGCUUCUGUUUCUUAAGACGAAGGUCCUAUUUGAUGUCUGAUUCUCAUGCACGUCUCAAGGACAUGGCUCCUAUUAGGAGAAAAUAUUCUCAUACAUUAAUUGUGGAGUAGCCAUGUCAUAGAGUUUCUGGAGAAUUCUUUUAACCUUUUCCACCCAUAUCCUAGUGACUUCCACAGCCACUAUAGGACUGACCUCUUACAGUUUAUGGUUUUAUAAAACCAGAAGAUCCAAAAAAUAAUAUUCAGUAGUAGUAGAACCCUACUGAGUGCAAUACAGCCUUUUUAAAUUUCUACACUAAGCCGAAAGAGACAAUAUACCAAGUGAGUUUGAUUUAUUUUCAGAACACAAUCUGGACAACAGCUCAAAACAGUCAACUUUGGCAACACGAAGCAUUUAGUGAGCUAAAUUAACAUACAUGUGUGCCUGCAUGUAUAAUGUCUGUGCACUCUAAUUAAAAACACACACUUGUAAUACAUUUAAGUAAACUUAAUCAGUACAUGCUCUACAUUAAAUAAACAGUGAUAUGAGUUCCCAAGAUAAUGCCCUCCAUCAAGAAAUUACUCAGUGACCAUUUUUGCACAGGCUAAAAAUAAAUACCCAGGUUUCUGUUCAACUAACUUUUCUUUAAGGACAUGCAUUUUAUCUUCAAGGAGAGAGUCAGCUCAUUCUUGCUUUUCGCAGAAAAAUUCUGUGAUUGUUUCCAUUUUCUAGUUUUCCAUUACAUGGUAGCCCUGAAUUAUUUAUUUAUAAAAAAUGGAAGGUAUUGCGCUCAGCAACUAUCAUAAGAAAAGCCGGUGAAAGCGUCAAAGUUAUUACCAUGGAUUUCCUAUCUUUUAGUCGAUUUUAUUUUUCCUGGGCUGUGAAAUAACUUAUUUUUUCAGAUUCCAUUUAAAUUACAUCCUUAGCAAAUAACAUGUCCUCAGCAAAGCCUAACUUUAGAAAUACAGUUACCGCUAACGUUUUCUUUUUUAGUUUUCUUUUACUUUACAGAAUCCAUGCCGGCCCUGAAGUGAGAUAGAAACACAAUAGAACUAAGUACAUUUACAACUGACAAACUUAUGAGUGCUGCACCUUACGUACUCUACACCACGGUGUGAACUUGUAUUCGCAGUCAUCUUCAGAAUGGGCAGCUGAAUAACUUGCUGGGUAUUUUCAUGAGAAAACUGGACAUGGGAUAAGAUGUUACAGGCGAGGGUAGCAGAGGUUCCUGCUGGUGGAGCACUAGAGAAGUAUACGUUGAUGUUGAUAUCUCUAAAGAUUUUAACUAUGGCUUGUAGGUAGGGUCCCAUAACCAACUGUAGCAAGCGUAACAUACUUAGCAUUUUGUAUUUUCAUUUUAAGAGGGAAGGAGAUCACUCACUCAAUAUGAAUGCUGCAUAUGUUAGCAAUAGAGAUAGUGAUUUUGUAAUUUUGAUUGCACUUGCCUUAAAUUUUUUCCAAAAAGAAAUUAUAUAUAAACAAAUACCGAUGAGGAUGGUUAAAGAACAUUGUUUAAAAAUAGGCAAGUUCUGCACUGAUUACACUUUUUUACAUAAUUUCAUGCAUAAUGGCAAAGUAUAUUUGCCAGAUCCAUGUAAUGAGUAUACGAGCACAUGAUAACAGCCGUUUGUACAAGCACAAAGUGUUCUAUGUUUAGAUUAAAAAUUAACAAUGCUAACUUUUGGUGUGACUGCUUUCAAUUUCAAAAAGUUGGAUGUUUAAAGAUAAAUUUAUUACUUGCACAAGAAUAUUUUUGUAUAAUACUGGGAAAGGUUUCAAAAUGGACUUGCUUUAUGGAGUGCAAUUUUCAGAGAAAAUAAACAGGGUAUGUGUCCAGUUUGUAAAUGUUUUCUUUCCAGAUUACUCUUUCACUGGUUAAAUGCAAGGAUAUGAUGACUUGAAUAUUUUGUGUGUGUGAAUAAUACCGACAACAAUAACAAAAAUAAAGUAAUGUGAAUAAGUUGCGUAUGCAAACUUCUUUUAAUCAAUGCCGGUAGAUCCUGAAAACAGUAGUGAACGUCCAUUUCUGUGAGUAUCAUGCUACAAAUAUUUAUAAUUGUGUUUUGCUGUUCGAUGUAUGAACAUAGAUCCCUUAUAAGAAAAAUAUUAAAAAUGUUGUUUUUAGGAGAACUUUUAUUCUUCAUGCUUCAGUCUGACAUAUUUAUUUUCUAAAAU
Molecule: messenger RNA, 14926 nt
Organism: Acinonyx jubatus (cheetah)
Lineage: Eukaryota; Metazoa; Chordata; Mammalia; Carnivora; Felidae
Gene: IL1RAPL1
Product: interleukin 1 receptor accessory protein like 1
Exons: 11
Coding region: 1043-3133 (696 amino acids)
Biological process (GO): negative regulation of exocytosis; signal transduction
Source: RefSeq, a predicted model, not a curated record